Batrachochytrium dendrobatidis JAM81 is the source of this 1616-nucleotide messenger RNA. RefSeq lists its product as uncharacterized. The coding region runs from base 58 to 1392 and encodes 444 amino acids. The transcript has 5 exons. The record is from RefSeq and is a predicted model, not a curated record. Gene Ontology annotation, biological process: substituted mannan metabolic process. Lineage: Eukaryota; Fungi; Chytridiomycota; Chytridiomycetes; Rhizophydiales. Gene Ontology annotation, molecular function: mannan endo-1,4-beta-mannosidase activity.
AAAUAUCCUCACUCGGGUUUGCUGUCUUCCAUUCAUCUCUAAAUAUAUUGAAAGUCAAUGGUGUCCUCUAGACAAUGUUGUGGACUUCUUUUUGCUCUCAAGGCAACCUUUGCUGGCCUGGCCGCCAUUGCUGGCUUGAGCUAUCAGGCCUACUUGGUUUAUACCCUCUAUGGACCUGAUCUCAGACUGGCGCCUGUUAUUAUCCCUCCUCCAGGAACUGCAGACGCUUCGCUUUGCUUCCACGAUGUUGCCAGUGGAAAGGCCAGACUUGAGCCUCCUCCAGGAACCUUUUGGUUUGGCUUCUCUCUUGAUUGGAGCGUUGAUGUUCCCGACCAGCUCAACAAACGUAUUGGAAAGGCUCCAGUUAUUUUCAACUCAUUUGUGAAUAUCAAUGCUACUGGGUUCCAGUCUGAUAUUAUUAUUUGGAAUGCCCAGCAGGCUGGACAGGUUGGAGCUAUGCUAGAACUUACUCUUAUGCCAACUGCUCCCAUUGACACCAUUCCUACGACUAUUCUCUGGAGCUACGCUACACUUAUGCGUCAAAUCAACUCUCAAUAUGGUGUUCCUGUUUUGCUUCGUUUUGGGCAUGAGAUGAAUGGACCAUGGAUGACCAAUCAUGGCAUGCGUCCCAGAGCAUAUGUUCAGGCAUUUGCUACACUGUCGUCAUAUGUUCGUGCCAACACCAACAUGACUGCUAUGUUGUGGUCACCCAACAUUGGUAACUCUUAUCCAUUUGGUGCUGUUCCUGGUCAGGAUCCCACCCCUGCAGUUGGAACUGCUGAAUUUGCUGCUCUUGAUACCAACAAAGAUGGCCAGUUGACCAUACUUGAUGAUCCCUAUGGACCCUAUUACCCAGGAGAUGAAUGGGUUGAUUGGGUUGGUGUUUCUGUAUACAAUUACCUCUACGACAACAAUCAUCAGAUUGCUCCUAUUGCUGUGGACGUCCUGACCACUCCCGGUGAAGUAUCGCUUACUGGAGCCGACGCCAUGCACAACUUUUAUCAGCGUUUCCCAGGAACAUCUCACAAGCCUUUCAUCUUAUCUGAAACUGGUUCUGCCUAUCAAACUGGAGGUGGACAAGUCGUUCCUGCUGGAGAUCAGACUCAAUUUGAAAUGGUAUCCAAGCGAUCAUGGUGGAAUGCCAUUCUUCACACCGCAGUUGGUGCCGGAGCAGCAAUGCCAAAACUAUUCGCAGCGGUUUGGUUUGAAGAGCAAAAGCGAGAACCAGACAGCAACUUGGCCAAUGUUGACACCUGGCGUGACUUUAGAAUCACCUUUAACACAACAGUUCGCAAUCAAUUCGUGACUGAUGUAAAUGCUCUCGGCACUCAACUCGACUGGGCUGGCUCUCUGUCCGUCAAGUGCAAUGGUGAAAUCUCUAUCAAGACCUGAUUAAAUAGCUAAAGCCUGUAUAGAGAGACGGAUGAAUCAACAGCUUUUAUCUUGUUGUUUCUUUGCAUCUCUGGCUUGGUUUCUUGGUGUUGAUAUUUUAACCCCAACUAUGCAUGGUCUGCACUACAACCGUAUUCACAUAAAAUGGAACAUUUGUAUCUAUUUGCAGUCACUGCCUUUUUUGAUUUGAAAUAAACAAUAGUUGAAUAUUUUUACUUUUUCAC